Molecule: messenger RNA, 1328 nt
Organism: Tetranychus urticae (two-spotted spider mite)
Lineage: Eukaryota; Metazoa; Arthropoda; Arachnida; Trombidiformes; Tetranychidae
Source: RefSeq, a predicted model, not a curated record
UACGAGACAGCAUUGAAUUUUAUCCAGCUCAUUCAACUUGUAGACUUAUUAACUCGAAAUAACUUUUCGCUGUACUUUCAAGUUAUACGGAUUGGGAGUCAGGUUUUAGUGUUGAUAUCGAUUGCAUUUGGAUGGUCACUCUUCAUGUAUUUCAUUCUUGAAACUUGUAUUUACAUGCAUUCAGCGUUUGUGCUUAUUGAUUAUCAUCUCGACAACAAUAAACUCAAUCAACUGGAUUCAAAUGAUAUUGAACAGAUUAUAUUAGCUCGUAACACUUAUUCUGAAUCCAUCAAGCUCAUUAGUUGCGCUGAUAAUUUACUCUCUUUUUUGAUUACUGGAUUCUACAUAUUUUUUGUUGGCUAUUGUUUUGCCAUUAUUGGACAAUUUUCAAUGUCUGAUGGCACAUUCAUAGAUGUCUUAACUGUCAUCUUCAGACUGUUCGGUGAAACCAUUUAUAUUGGCUCGAUGACACAUUACCUUGUAAACAUUAAUAAGCUUUCUGAUAAAAUAUUUGAAAAGGUUUAUUCUCUGACUUUGAACAGGUCAAGAACAGUUGAAUAUAAUGAUGAGAUCAAUCUGUUUCUGCUUCGAGUUGGUCGAAAUGAUGUUGGAUUCAGAUUUGCCAAUCUGUUCGUUAUGACACCUGCUUUCGUCUCUUCUUUGGCCACUAUUUCAUUGACUUUGGUUUUAACUCUUCCGAGUUUAUUGCACUAGAACUAUGAAAUUCUUUUAAUCGUUAGUAAGAACUGUGACUCGAAAUGCUUGUGAGAAUGCAAAAGGGAAGAUCAUUUAUGACAAUAUAAUUAUUUUUCUGAUAAAAUACUUUGAGAGUACACAUGUAUAAUAAUGGGUCGCUCUAGUACAAUUCAAGUUUUCGCAUCACAAUUUUGCAUAAAAAUUCUUCGAUCCCUUUCUUUCUUUUUUUCAUUUUACUGUACAUAAUGACAAACACAGUAUACAUAUGAAAUUGUGCAAUUUUGAACAAAUCACGGCCGAUUCAUGAUAAUCUUUAAAAAUUUCAGUUUGAACUAGCAUGUAAAUAAUUUCAAUUCGACAAAAACUUAGUCUUAAAUCAACUAUCAAAUUAUUUAAGUCAGAACUAACUGACUUCAGUCACUUUGUACCAAUCUAGAUUUAAAGCACUUGAAGUAAAGGGCAUAGUUCACUAAUUGAUUUUACGAUAACUGUCAUUCAUUCUUUCAUGUAUUGAUUAUAAAGGUUAUGAAGUCCAUUGAAUAUUCAUGUUGACACAUGAAUGACACAUGUUCAUGGCGUUAGACAAUAAACUGGAAAUUAAUUGCAAACUACUUAUGUUUACAGUACAAAGA